Messenger RNA from Anopheles cruzii, 3222 nucleotides. RefSeq names its product insulin-like peptide receptor. The record is from RefSeq and is a predicted model, not a curated record. The transcript has 6 exons. Gene Ontology annotation, molecular function: protein binding. NCBI's taxonomy places the organism in Eukaryota, Metazoa, Arthropoda, Insecta, Diptera, Culicidae. Bases 13 to 3222 code for a protein of 1069 amino acids.
GGCGAAUCGAGAAUGAUCCGUGGCGUCGGCAUGCCGUUAUCGGCACGUGCUCAGUGGUGUUUUGUAAUCUGUUUGCUUGCCAGUUGCUGCUACCACCUGCAACUGGCGGACGGUGGCAACGUCUCCACGGCCAUCAGUCGUCCAACGAAAGCCCCCAAACCAAGUUUGCCCGACACCGAGGACGAUCUGAACUGUACGGAUGUCGACAUACGGAACGACCUGCGACGGCUGUGGCUGAUCGAAAACUGUACCGUCAUCAAUGGCUACUUCCAUAUGGUGCUGAUCGAGAAGGUCCCCAGCGCGGAGUUUGACAAAUAUGUGUUUAAAAAUCUAAGGGAGGUCACGGGACACAUGCUAUUCUUUCGCGUCAUCAACCUCGUCUCGCUGCGCCAGAUGUUCCCGAACCUAAUGGUUAUCCGUGGCCAGCAGCUGCUGGGACCGUACGCCCUGGUGUUCUACUACAUGACCAACAUGGUCGAGAUUGGUCUGAAAAGUUUGGUCGCAAUCCAGCGCGGUGCCGUCUUCUCGCUCCACUGCCCGAUGCUGUGCCAUUUGGAUACGAUCGAUUGGUCCGAGAUCGGUGGCCUGGCGAACGGGACGAAGAUGGCCAACUCGUUCGAAACGCCGAAAACGGCGUGCAACAAGGCGGAGGUGUGCCGUGGCUGCCCGCGGCCCUACUGCUGGGGAAGCGAAAGCUGUCAGCGGUUCUACGAUGGUUACAACUUCAGCCGACAAAUCAAGUGUCAUCCGGAGUGUCUGGGAGGAUGCACCGGAACCGCGGCUACCGAGUGCCGGGUGUGCCGUGGCUGGAAGGAGGAUAACCGCUGCGUUCACGAAUGUUCCGCCGAACGGUUCCGCUUUCGGCUGACGAAUCGUUGCAUUACGCACGCCAGCUGCCUCCAGCGCAAUGGGUUUCUGCACGAGGACGAGUGUGUACUUGAGUGUCCCGCCGGUUACAGUGAAACGAACGUGAACGAGGAGCUGGCCGAUUUCAGCGUCCGCCGGUGCUACCAGUGUCAACCGAGCUGCCCGAAGGUGUGUGACGGAGCGGAGAUCAUGUACCUGUCGGACGCGGAGCGGCUGCGCGGCUGCACGAUCAUCAACGGCACGCUCCACAUUCGCCUCAGCGAGGACCACCCGAACCUGAUGCAGGAGCUGCAGGUCGGGCUGGGUGCGAUCGAGGAGAUCAUGGGCAUCCUGAAGGUGUUCCGGUCGAGUUACAUCGCCUCGCUCGACUUUCUCACCAACCUGCAGAUCAUUCACGGUCUCUACACGACGGACAACUCGAACUUCUCGCUGAUGGUGUACGAAAACAGCAACCUGCAGCGGCUGUGGAACGUGGACGAAAAGCGCACCCUGAAGAUCGUGUCGCGUGGCAUGUACUUCCGCAACAAUCCGAUGCUGUGCAAUGGGCCGAUCGCUGGGUUGCGCGCGGUGACCGAGUACGAUCAAACGAACGAUACGAUCGACUGGGGCUCGAACGGGUACCUGCAGGCGUGCCUGGUGAAGCCCUUCAUUGCCCGGGCGGCCGUCCUGUCCAGUCGCAAUGUAACCAUCUUCUGGUCCAAGUACCAGGCAGGCAGCUUGCCGCAGGUGGCCGCUGCCCCUAAUCCGCAGCAGCACGCACUGCUCGGUUAUCUGAUUUACUACAUACGCUCGAACGCCAACAAAACGUCCCCGUACGACGGUCGUGGCGAUGUUUGCUCCAAGUUUGGGUGGCGAUCGCGCUACGUUGCGCUCGAGAAUGCCACCUUGAUCGGGGCACACUACGCGUUCAAUCUGACCCGCCUUCGUCCGUUCACGCGGUACGCGUUCUACGUUCGGACGUACUUCAACGAGUCGAUCAACAGUGCCACCGACGAGGUGGGCCUGUCGGAUGUGCACGAGUUUACGACGAAGAAAGAUCGGCCCACGUCACCGUUGCGCGUGCGUACGGUGCGCAAAUCCGACAGUACGAUCACACUCGGCUGGCAGCUGUUGCCGUCGGAACGGGAAAUGGUAACGCGCUACCACGUGGACGUGUUCGUACAGCCCGACGAUCGGACACGGCUCGAUCAGCGGAACUACUGCACGCACCCACUGGAACCGGUUGCGGUCGAGCUGAGCGAGCCGGCAAGUGUGACGCUCUGUAGCAAAGAGUUUUGCUGCGAGCUGGAAGAACUCGAAGAGGACGACGACGAGAACGGUGAGGGUGAGGACGAGGAGGAAGAGGACGAGAUAACGGAUGAGGACGAGUUUUUCAACGAAAAUCCCCAGGUGGACGAGGGUGGUCGCAAUUGGGGUCGGCGUAAGAAACGAGCACUGCAUCCGAAGACGGGUGGAGGAAGGUAUGGGACGUCGAAGACCACCAAGAACCGGAGCAAUGGGUUCGAGAAAAUGAUGCUUAACUUUCAGCGCCGUGCUUCGAGGGAGAAUCCAGCACCGCGAGCCCAUCACCGAACGGUUCGCAACGCCAAAGUGAACCCGGACGAGGAGUUUGUCAAUCGUAUCUACAGUCAAAGCUUCACGGCCCCGAACAACGAGUUCAUGGUGACCGGACUGCAACCGUUUCGGCACUACAUUUUCCAGCUCUUCGCCUGCACCACCGAAAACGGAGCCACACUGUGCAGUUCGUACAGUUUGCACUCUGACCGGACGGCCGCCUCGCCACACUACGACCAGCUGGUGGUGAAUAUCCUGGCGGACGCUUCGGUUGGCCUCAAUGAAAGCGAUGUCGGUUCGUUCGUUAUUCGCGGUCCAGAGAUUGUGAUGCACUUUGAGGAACCGAUCGAAUCGAACGGACUGACGGUGGCGUACUACGUGGAGAUGAAAUCGGUUAACGAGUCACUUGGUGGUGCCGCCCAGCAUUGGGACUGCAUUACGCGGUUGGAGCACGAACUUCGCCAGCACCGGUACGCGUUCAGAAACGUAACCCCGGGUGAGUAUCUACUGCGGGCCCAAACAAUCUCGCUGGCCGGUGCCGGACCACCGUCGGAGUGGAUGUUUGCGCGCGUGUUAGCAGUAGAAGUUCCGGAACGCGACCGUGGCACCACCACUGGCCUAAGGGACGGGUUAAUUGCGUUCGGUGUGCUGCUGGUGGCCGGGAUCGGUGCGGCCGGUGCGUUCUUCUGGUGGCAACGGAAACGGUCAAGGGGUGCGCACGACGAUAAGAUUCCGCUCGCGGUGAACGAUGGCAACCAGGUGAACCUGGACGAUGGGUUCGUGAACUGUUCCUUGAAAUAA